Messenger RNA from Cucurbita maxima (winter squash), 1225 nucleotides. RefSeq names its product universal stress protein PHOS32-like. The transcript is spliced from 2 exons. Bases 148 to 990 code for a protein of 280 amino acids. NCBI's taxonomy places the organism in Eukaryota, Viridiplantae, Streptophyta, Magnoliopsida, Cucurbitales, Cucurbitaceae. The record is from RefSeq and is a predicted model, not a curated record.
GAACCACGGGCCGGAAUUUUCUCGCUCUUAAAACAUUCUCCCAUCGUCCAUUUCGUCUAUAAUUUAUUUCCAUUUCCGACCUGUUCUUCCGUGAUUUCUUCUCUUCUCUUCUUCAAUUUCUCUGAAUUUACAGAUUCUGAAUUCUCCAUGGAUCUUCAGCACCAGCUUCGAAAACCAACCUUGGAACCAGACCCGCACCUACCCAACAUCAAAAUCCACCAUCCAGCUUCCCCUCGCCACACCUCCACCGCCACCCCCGUCGCCACCCCCACCCCCACUGCCGGCGCCCGUCGCAGGAUUGGGGUGGCUGUCGACCUCUCCGAGGAGAGUGCUUUUGCUAUUCAUUGGGCUGUUCUACACUACAUUCGUCCUGGUGAUGCUGUCAUUCUCCUCCAUGUUAGCCCUACUUCCGUCCUCUUCGGUGCCGAUUGGGGCUCCAUCGACAUUACUCUCGAUACCGCUGAUGAUAAUCCUGACGAUCAUAAUUCUGGUAACUCUGUUAAUGGUCAACAUCUGAACCGUACCGAGCGUUCGAAACGUAAAUUGGAGGAUGAUUUUGAUGCAUUCACUGCCUCCAAAGCUGCUGAUCUUGCUAAGCCGUUGAAAGAUAUUCAGAUUCCGUAUAAGAUUCAUAUUGUGAAGGAUCAUGAUAUGAGAGAGAGGCUUUGUUUAGAAGUGGAGAGAUUGGGGCUGAAUGCGCUGAUCAUGAGCAGUCGGGGUUUUGGUGCUGCAAAGCGUGGAAAUGAUGGUGGGCUCGGAACCGUUAGCGAUUAUUGCGUGCAUCAUUGUGUGUGUCCUGUUGUGGUGGUGCGUUUUCCGGAUGAGAAGGAUGUUGGGAUCGGUUGUGAUUCUGUUGCUGCGAAGAAGCAGGACAAUGGCGCCCCCGAAAAGUCUGUUGAUGUGCAGAAGCAGCACGAUGACGCCCGGGAAAAGCCUGUUGCUGAGGCCGUGGAGUCCAAAGUUUGUCAUGAAAAGCUUGCAUCAUCCUGAUUAGCUGAGGUGCAAACUGGAUUGUCGAUUUUGAAUCUGAAUUGCAGAGCCCCUGUUUUCCCCCACACAAGGAAACCGUGAAUAAGAAAAUAAUGUCUGCAUGAUUUGAAAUUGAUGUAUGGCCUUUCAUAUUGCUUAAUUCGUUUGAUAUCAAUAAUAUAUUUCCCUCUUCUGCCACGAUUAUUAUCUAUCUGGUUGAUAAUUACCAAAAUCCUCGAACAAAUUUGUUGUGUUC